AUGAGCUCGAGAUUGUUUUCUUCUGCAAAGCUCCUCCGUCUGGACAAUCCCAUUAGAAGCCUAACGGUCGCGUUCUGGCUAUGGAAGGCUCUUUUAUUUGUCGCCAUCACGGCUUGUCCAGGCUCCGGCUAUGACACGUCCACCACGCUGAUCCCCUAUGAAGCUUCGGGUCCAGCACUUUCCGCAGGACCCGAGCCGCUAUCGGGGCCAUUGAAGUUUGUCCGAUGGGACUCCAUUUACUACCUGCAUGUCGCCCAAACAGGUUAUGUUUUUGAACAGGAAUGGGCCUUUGGCUGGGGCUACACCAAGCUGUUGGACCUGUUCAUCUCUGGAAUACGUCUUUCGGGGGGGCUAGGUGGGCCGGCUAACACAGCCCUGGUAGCCGUGGUGCUCUCCCAUGUCGCGCACUACCUGUCUGUCUUGGCUCUUUACCGUCUCUCGGCCAAUAUCUUUGGCCAGGCCACAAUCACCCAGGAACUCUUCUGUUUUUUGUCGGCGGGCCUUCACAUCGUCUCUCCCGCCGGGGCAUUUCUCUCAGCCCCGUACGGGGAAUCCAUCGUCUCCAUCUUGAAUUUCUCUGGCUAUUACCUCUACUCGUCCUCGCUGAUUGCGGAGCGUGAUGGCGCGACGAGAUCCCGGGAUGCCCGCGUUCUCACGGCCGCGGCGCUAUUCGCGAUCGCGACCAUGGUUCGUAGCAACGGCAUCCUGAGCGGGUUUUUGUUUGCCUAUGAUGCGUGUGUGCUCGCUUGGGGAACCUUGACGCAGGGCCCAUCGAUUCACAACACACUCCGCCUCGUUGUGAUAGUCCUCGGCGGUUGUAUUGUGGCUUCGGGGAUGGUCAUCCCCCAACUACUGGCUUACCGCACAUACUGCAUGCCCGACGCGGGUUCACGGCCCUGGUGUGGAUGGACAGUCCCGAGUAUAUAUGGCUGGGUCCAGGAACGUUAUUGGAAUGUUGGGUUUUUAAAAUACUGGACCAUCUCCAAUCUGCCUCUCUUCCUUCUCGCGGGGCCCAUGCUGUUCAUCCUCUGCAAGUCUUCCCUAUGGGCCAUCCAGGCUCCCUCGAUGUUACAUCCGACUCCUGGCAAGAAGUCUACGGCACCAAUCGGCCCUGGGUCCAUGCUAUUCCGCCUGGCAGUUCCCCAGGGACUGCUGGCAGUGAUGGCCUUGACCAGCUAUCAUGUCCAGAUCAUUAACCGGAUCUCAUCUGGGUAUCCGGUGUGGUAUUGGUAUCUGGCCUCUUGUGCCGUAGACAGCAUCCGAGGUCUUCCUAAGCAUAGCCAGGGCCUGGCAAUUGCAGUACAAGGUAUGGUGGCGUAUGCGCUGGUCCAGGGGGUUCUAUUUGGUUCUUUUCUGCCCCCAGCAUGA
Molecule: messenger RNA, 1368 nt
Organism: Penicillium alfredii
Lineage: Eukaryota; Fungi; Ascomycota; Eurotiomycetes; Eurotiales; Aspergillaceae
Exons: 3
Coding region: 1-1368 (455 amino acids)
Biological process (GO): GPI anchor biosynthetic process
Cellular component (GO): endoplasmic reticulum membrane; mannosyltransferase complex
Molecular function (GO): alpha-1,6-mannosyltransferase activity; GPI mannosyltransferase activity
Source: RefSeq, a predicted model, not a curated record